Molecule: messenger RNA, 3496 nt
Organism: Anolis carolinensis (green anole)
Lineage: Eukaryota; Metazoa; Chordata; Lepidosauria; Squamata; Anolidae
Gene: cd6
Product: CD6 molecule
Exons: 11
Coding region: 933-2468 (511 amino acids)
Biological process (GO): zymogen activation
Cellular component (GO): plasma membrane
Molecular function (GO): serine-type endopeptidase activity
Source: RefSeq, a predicted model, not a curated record
CUCUCUCUAGUUUAUGUGGCUAGAGCACCAGACUAUAAACAACAGUACUGUGGAUUGCACUGUACUCUGUAUGUGCGGCCCAGUGGGAAGAUUGUGGCAUGUAACAAAGAGCUUGAUGAGAAGGACGGAGCGGAUUGACAUUACUUCUUCUGUGCUGAAGGAUCAAUCUUAAGGAAGGCACUGUCCAGCAUUCCAAAAUCAAGCAGAAGGCAGUGAUGAUGACAACAACACCCAAAAUUAUAUACUUUUCUUCAAACCAUCUUCUUCUUCAGCCAAAAAAAUCCCCAACAGUUUCUGUUGAAUUUUACAAAUGUAACUAGUGCAAAGUAAAUAUCAGGAUACUGAGAUUGUUAUUCUGGUGCCAUAACGCUGGUGGAAAUAUCUGCUUCAAAGAUGAAAAUGUGUAGAGAUAGUAAUUAUAAUUACUGGCAUCAAGUGUUUCCACCAAAGGCUAAGCCUUCCAAGGAAGAAAUAAUAUGUAGAUUAUGACGGCAAAACAAGAAGAGAAAAAUUAACUCCAGAAGGACAUAUUACUGAGACAAAUAAUUAAGUAGAAUUUCAAAUGUCUUUAUCCUUCGUGUUAUAAUUGCAGUAUGUGUCAUGGUGGAAAUCUUGGUGCUCAAUGUGUGCCAUGUAGCUAUUAUCAAUUAGAUGUAAUUUUGUUUCUCCUACCACCAACACAGCUGCCACGGCCACCACCUCAAGGACCAUUCUUUCAUCACAGUAAACUUUUCAACACUUUUGAGUUACCAUCAGGACUUUGAGCAAACCAACUGUUUCCUGGUGACUGAAACCACAAGCAUAUGAGAGAAACUACUGUAUGGAAACUAGUCUCAACGUCAGGAGAAUGAGAUGAAGAAAGUGCUGGGCUUUUGCCUUACCCCAAUUCUGAAGAUCAUUGUUGUUGAGCACUCUUGUGAGAGACAGUGGUGAUGGUGAACCUCCUGGAUGUGCUUCUCAUGGCCCUGUCCGUUGUGGCGGUCAGAAAAGGGCACGCAAAGCCAACUGAACCUCCUGCUUUCAGAAACAACAGCAAAGACAGCACAGCUGCGCAGCCAGGAGCCCAGAGGCUGCGUUUGAUGAAUGGAGGAAGUCACUGUUCUGGCAGGGUGGAGUUGAAAUACAAUGACACCUGGGGCAUGAUCUGUGAUAACAACUGGGACCUUGCUGAAGCUGCCGUCGUGUGCCGGCAGCAAGGUUGUGGUGAGGCCAUUCAAGCUCCAAAUGCCUCUUAUUUCAAGAAGGGAACUGGCCCCAUCCAUCUUGGAGAAGUGAGAUGCUCUGGGAAUGAGUCUUAUUUAUGGGACUGUCCCUCUGAGAAGAACCCUGAUUGUGGACACAGAGGAGAAGCUGGUGUGAUAUGUUCAGAUCACCAAGCAUGGAGGCUGUCAGGAGGCUUAGAUGCUUGUGCCGGCCGAGUGGAGGUCUAUUACCGGGACAUCUGGAACACCGUAUGUGAUAGUAGCUGGUACCAGGAUGAGGCAAAUGUCCUCUGCCGCUCCCUGGGCUGCAGUGACAAAGCCUCAGUCACGAGGGUACCUUUCGACCACACGCUGCCAGGCAAGAUGUAUUAUGAAUGUUCUGGAGAUGAAGAGUCACUCGCCAGUUGUGAAUGGCGCUACAACAAAACCACCCUAUGUGACCAAUUCAGAGCUGCUGGUGUGAUAUGUAAUGGUUCAUUGGGUUUGGAGAACCAGACAGACACAACAGUGACAGAAACAGCGACGGAAGCUGCGACUUCGGUCUCCCACACACCCAAUCCAUGUUGGACUAGACCUGAGAGCUGGGACCUUAAACAAUCCUACCAGACACUGCAUACCCUCUGCAUUGUUUUGGGUCUUUUCCUUUUUCUGGCUAUCUUGAGUCACAUCAUCAUCAUUUUGCUAAACAGGCAAAGGAAAAACGGUAUCCUUGAUUGUGCCAUUUCCUCUGCCUCGAUAUCUGCCCCAGUUCUGGUGAAUCACAGCGUGCAGGUCUCAACCACGGGAGUGAACAAUGACUAUCGGGAAAUCCCCACAAGCCUUCCCAAAGGAGAAGCAAUACCAGUAAAACCAUCACCUAUUAGUGAGGAUUCUGACUCUGACUACGAACGCUAUGAUUUCAGUGACAAACCGCCUGUGGCACUCUCCACUUUCUACAAUUCUCUUCGGCAUCGAGCACCCGAGGAACACCUUCCUCCAUGCAAUUUAGACAUUUCUGCUGUGCACAAUAGAAGCGAGAUCAAGGAUGCAGCUUUGAAGGGCCAUAAUCCACAAGAAGCAGCAGCUAUAGCUGAAGACAGUGAGAGCACAUCUUCUGGAGAUUCAGAAUGGUAUGAAAACUUCCAAAGACCAGCAUACAAGGAAGACCAUCCAGGAAAGGAGCCUUUAGAAGGGUUGACAGCUUUUUCCAGACCUUUGGUGAACCGUGAGGCUGGGCCAGGGAACGGCUCCUUCAACAGCAGCGAUUAUGAUGACAUGUGGUCUUAAGAGGCCAGCUUGCAGCAGGGAUGCUGUGCCAUCUGUUUCUAGUUAUGCCCUCCUUCAGAAACAGCCAAAGAUGAUCAAGAUUGUGUGGACUUCUGGGCCCUUAUGGCCACACCACCUCAGCCACAAGGAUCCAGCAUUUUGAAAGGAGGCCAGGAAAUUCCCAAAUCAAACCCUACCCUUAAGGAUCACCUCGAAAUAUAAUGUACUCACAUAGAGACAUAACUUCCCAAUUCUUGCUGCUUAUAGAGAAGAGUACACUGUAUUCUAAUCUGAGAUUUCCCUUACCUGUUUUUGUUUUGCCAGAGGUGAUAUAUCAUUUUGAAAUAGCUGAGAUGGGUCUUCUUAAGACCCCAGAACUUGGGUUCAAGCUUCAGAAUACAGACAGCUGAUGCAAAAUCUUAGAAUCAUAGAAUCGUAGAGUUGGGAGACUUCAUGGGCCAUCCAGUCCAACCCCCUGCAAGAAGCAGAAAAAUCUCAUUCAAAGCACCCCCAACAGAUGGCCAUCCAGCCUCUGCUUAAAAGCCUCCAAAGAAGGAGCCUCCACCACACUGAAAUAAGCACAAACAAUUGCCACCAACUAUGCUACAUUACCAGCAACUUCUACGAUGCAAUUUCUAUGAUGAAGAGAGGCGAAUCUAAUUUGGUUCUUAUUCUAGGGAUUAGAUCCCCACUGGCAGAAUUCAUACAUACAACUUCUUCAUUGGGAAGAGCUCUUAUUUAUUGCCAAUGAGUGCUUGAAUUUCCUGGGAGGAUUUAAAGUUUCUGUCCAGGAUUAGGUGUCAGUAUUGUUGUUGAAAUUAGAUGUCGUUGAUGCUUCGGCUGAAGAAAACUAGAAUAGCAUUUUAGAGGAUUAGCCUCGCUUGCAUUGUACACAGGGAAUUACACAUCAAACAUGUUUGUAUUUUGAUACCACAGUUCUGUUGACCACAUUGUCCCUAAUGCACAUGGCUGUAAAUGAAUUGCCAGUCAGAUGCAAACAUUAAAGCACAGGCUUGAUACUGAUGAAGAGCAAGUCUGGAUGAAGUGUU